Messenger RNA from Seriola dumerili (greater amberjack), 2178 nucleotides. RefSeq names its product bridging integrator 3 (gene bin3). The transcript has 9 exons. Bases 85 to 846 code for a protein of 253 amino acids. Gene Ontology annotation, biological process: actin cortical patch localization; endocytosis; plasma membrane tubulation. The record is from RefSeq and is a predicted model, not a curated record. NCBI's taxonomy places the organism in Eukaryota, Metazoa, Chordata, Actinopteri, Carangiformes, Carangidae. Gene Ontology annotation, cellular component: actin cortical patch; cytoplasm. Gene Ontology annotation, molecular function: lipid binding; protein binding.
UCUACAGUUGACUGGUAGAAAGGGAUGAGGUCCUCGGAAGAUAAUAAAACAACCCUAUGAAACCGGAAUAAAAGUUCACUCAAAAUGAGCUGGAUUCCCUUCAAGAUUGGACAACCAAAGAAGCAGAUUGUCUCUAAAACUGUUGAAAGAGACUUUGAGCGUGAAUAUGACAAACUCCAAAAGCUGGAGGAUCAGACAAAAAAGCUUCACAAGGACAUGAAGAAAAGCACUGAGGCUGAUUUAGCCAUGUCCAAAGCGGCGGUGAAGAUCUCUGCUGACCUGCUGAGUAACCCGCUGUGUGAGCAGGACCAGGCCUUCCUGGAGUCCAUGACUGCUUUAGAUACAGCCAUGAAAAGAAUGGAUUCCUUCAACCAGGAGAAGGUCAACCAGAUCCAGAAGACCGUUAUUGACCCUCUGAAAAAGUACAGUGGCGUCUUCCCCAGCCUCAACAUGGCAGUGAAACGUCGGGAACAGGCACUGCAGGACUACAAACGGCUGCAGUCCAAAGUGGAGAAGUAUGAAGAGAAAGAAAAAACCGGGCCCGUUAUGGUCAAACUACAUCAGGCCAGAGAAGAGCUCCGACCAGUCAGGGAAGACUUCGAGGCCAAAAACAAGCAGCUGCUGGAUGAGAUGCCCAAGUUCUACCACAGCCGCAUCGACUACUUCCAGCCCAGCUUUGAGGCUCUCAUCCGGGCGCAGGUGGUCUAUUUCACCGAAAUGUACAAGAUCUUCAGCGAGUUAACAGACCAGAUCGACCAGGCAGGGUUGACUGAUGAGCAGAGGGAGAGGGAGACCGAGGCCAAGCUCAGCGAGUUGCGUGCACUGUCCAUUGUCGCCGACGACUGAGGGAGGAAAGCCGAAAACCGGGAAGGGCUCCUUUCAUGCCUCUCUGAAUGGAUUGCACUCUUUUCAGGCUCCUCCGCGCAGUUCAAACGGACAGCAAUGGCCUUAACCUGAUUAUCAGUUUGUUUCCUUGCGGCCUCAUCACCCCCCCAUUCCUCUUGCACUAAACUCCCAUGUUUCAUUCUCUGUACAAAAACUCUCUGCAACUCAGAGCAGCUAAAAUGCCACAUUAACAAAGCCAUCAGCCAAGUGCAACAUUAUAAGCCAAUAUGUUUUUUUUUUGUUUUUUUUUUUUAGUAAAGGAAUCAAACAGCUCUCGUCAGAACUAAUUAACAAGGUUACACUUCUUGGUUUCAGUCUAUAAGCAUUUCUUUCUAAAGUAGGAAACGAGCAAGGAAAUGUUUUUAUUCAUUUCUGCUUUGUUACCUACAAACUGUGAAACAUCGUUUUUAUUGCCCGACUUUGAAAUUACAAACACUACAGAGUGAAUGUUAUGUAAGGUACUGUAGGUUAACGGCAAGAAAAUAUAUUUCUGUAUUCUGGCCUUUGUUGGUUAUCUCUAAGUUUAGCUCUGUGCCAUGGUGUGUGAGGGCUUUUGAUGGGGAUUUACAGGAUGCUACUGGUAACAUGACCUGUGCAUUAUCUGCCUACAUUGUCCUGACUGUGGAUGUAACAUGAAAACUAAGUUGUGUGAAGUGAGAUUGUGCCUGUGCAGCAGUGUUGAAACAUCGACCACUCGGGCUGCGGAGAAAACAAGUCGCCAUUGAAAUCAAAUUGCUGUCCAAAACAAAGGCUGGUGCUCCCUCUAGUGGGAAAUACCGAUCAUGACACACAAUUUCCUUUUAUUCACACCAUCCAUCCUUUGUUCUAUUGUUGGUGGUUCAGUUCAUCUGUUAGCAAAGAACCUCACACAUUGUUGGCAGUCUAGAGAAAGUCCUUUCUCUGUUCCCUGUUCACCAGGGUUGGAAGCCAAAUGUUUCUGGCUUUCCUUGAUUUUGGACCAAAUCAUACUGUCAUUGCACUCCUUUGUUUCCACCUUUAUCAUCAGGGACAGCUUCAGUAUGAUGACCAUGCUCUGGUUAAUGGGGCUAUAUGGUAACAUACACACACUGAUUGCUCCCAUAUCACAUAAGUGGAUUUUUGGUGAUGUCAUACCAAGAAGUUGACUAUUUAUUCUUCAACAGUCCUGUUUUGAUUGUGUAAUUAUUUCUUUGUGUCCUGCAACGUGUAACUGUUAGAGUUACAUGGAAAAAAAGUGUAUUAAUGAAGGUGUUUUUCUAAAUGAGUAAGUUGUAGUACAGGUUGAUUUUUUUUUUUUUUUUUUUUUUUUUUUUU